Messenger RNA from Paramuricea clavata, 7614 nucleotides. NCBI's taxonomy places the organism in Eukaryota, Metazoa, Cnidaria, Anthozoa, Malacalcyonacea, Plexauridae. The record is from the annotation of a GenBank genome assembly.
AUGUUGGCAAAAACUUAUCAUAAAGGUGUUAUUUUGCACGCGGGUAUAAAGCUUCGCCCAAUAAGACGAAAAGUUCAAAUCCGAGAACAAAGGGAACCUAGAAAGCGAGACUUGUACAUGGCUUUUGCAGAUGAAAAUUGGGAUAAUGAUUUCCGUAGUAGUGAUGUAGAUCAAGCUGUGUUUGAGGUUGAGAAAAUUAUUCAUGGGCAUUUAGAUAGGUGUAUGCCCAUAAAACCUCACGAGACCCGGUCUGGAUGACUCUUUUAGUGAAGUCUAUGCUCAGAGUGAAAUCACGGAUAUCAAAUGGUAAUGAAGAUAGGUUUAAAGCCAUAAAUAAGCGGAUUUCAACACUUAUAAACCAGAACAGAAGGAGUUCUUUGGAGAAUAUCGGUACACGGGAAUGGUGGAGAACAGCGGACAGCAUAUCGCACCACCGUCGGAUGAUGGAUACUUGUUAAUUUCGACCAUAAUUCACUCUGCGAAUUAAACAAUUACUUUGGAGAACUAUGUACAGAUGAAACUUACGUGGAACCGGAGCUUUUGGAGAUUGGUGAUUAUACAGAAAUUCCAACUAUUAGGACCAAACUAGGACCAGAUUCAAUACCUUAUACUGUUUGGAAGGAUCAUGCUGAACUAUUAACACCAGUGUUGACGAAUGUGUGGAAUUUAUCACUGGAAACUCAUACUUGGCCUAGAACAUGGAAGAGAUCUAACAUUGAUCCACUACCAAAAGUCGAGGUUCUAAAUGAGAAUAAUGAUUAUCGUGGUAUAAAUAUAACAUCUAUUAUAGCUAGAGCAUUUGAAAAAAACUAUUCUGAGUGUGCAUGCCAAGAAAAGUUUCGAACAACACUUAAAUGCUUCUCAGUUUGCGUAUAGAAAAGGUGGUAGCUGCACGGAUACUUUGCUAGCUGUACAACAUAAGGCUAAUCAGUAUCUUGAUAAUCCAGAAUGUAAGGCUGUUCGUCUCUUUGCAAUGGAUUUUAGCAAGGCGUUUGACAACGUAAAACAUGAUUUGCUAUCGGCCAAAUUAAGACAAGUUGGUCUUAAUCCAUACAUAUUUAAUUGGUAUAUCAGCUUCCUUAAGGAUAGACAACAGAGAGUUGUAAAGAAUGAUUUCAUUAGAGACUGGAAACAUGCUAAUAAAGGAACAACUCUGGGUAGUGUGAGUGGUCCACACUUAUUUAACAUCUUUUUAAAUGAUUUUGAGAUUCAAUUGGUAACAACGCGUGACUUAUUUAAAUAUGCAGAUUAUGUUAAUAUUAUUUCUCCUGUCUGGAAGGAAGUAGAUCAUUCGGGUGAGAUGGUGAAACAGUUUUUGAUUUUUUCCAGUCGUAAUUGUAUGCAAAGGAAUCCAAAGAAAUGCAAAGAACUUGUUAUUCAAAAAAAGGUAUUACUGAAUUGUUUCCCUUAGUGUUGGGAAUUCCGCAAGAGCCGCUACUUGUGAGUUUAGGAGUCACACUUCAGGAGGAUGGCGGGAUUACUACACAUGUGUAUAAAAAUUUGAAAAAGUCCAACAAGUGCCUUUUCAUUCUUAGAACCUUACGUAAAGAAGGCUAUAACCAGACAGAGAUCGAUCACCUGUUCACUAGUUUAGUCCUUCCAAACAUAACAUAUGCUAUUUCGGUGUAUGGAGCAUCCAAACCCGAACUUGCAACAGUUCAGUGCUUCCUGGAAAGAUGCCACAAACGCAAAUAUAUUUCAAAGAAAAUUGAUGUGCAUGAACUAUUAGAAAAGCAAGAUAGAAAAAACAUUCAGCAAGGUGGCACAACUUGAACAACAUCCUUUAAGAAGACUAAAUGCGAACUAAUAAAUAGAUCCAGUUAUACACCAAAGAUAAAUAGAGACCGUUUUAAUUAUAAAUUCUUAUAUUAACCGCCUUGUUUUUAAAUAUAAUCUCCAAGCCGACGGCGCGAAGCGCCGUGAGAAGGUAUUAAUCCCCCCGGCUAUUUACACCGAGGGAAACGAAAGCAUUAGCGAAGUCUAAAGUUCAUCAAUGAUCGAGGACGUGGCUCACCAACGAUGGGUGGUCAUCCUCAUUGAUCUAUAAAAUAUGGCGGACUGUCAUGAAUUGCGAAAAACAGAUGGGACAAAUUUAAAAUUUGCCUUAUAAUGACUGCAUGACGACAGCGAAAUAGCAAACGUUUCUUGAUUUGAAGAUUGAUAAAUUUCUUGCAAAUAUAUUUCAUUUUUGCUCGCAUUUUUGCAAGAUUUUGUAAAUUUCAAAAGCUUUCUCAGAAAGAAACUGCGAAAGAAUCGGCUAAAAGAAGGGAGCCGACGUUAACGAAGGUAAGUUUGUUUUAAAUAUUGAUUUUAUAAUUGCUUUAAAACCCGACGGAUUUUGCGUAUAUGAAACAACUAAACAAGACAACAUAUAAUUUCAGUGUAUCUUUAAUAUUUAUUCCCUUUUUUAUUAUGUGACCGGGACAUAAUAGAUUCGUGAAAACUGUUUAUAAUUUUCUCUUAUUUUGAACAUGUACCCCAAAAUACGAGGGCGACGGUUACAAGCUAUAAAAGUUAAUGCAAUAUAACUAAGUAAACAAAAUAUUAAAAUACACACUUCCUGUAUCCUACAAUAAACAUUCCGAUUUAUCAAAUACAAAGUAAUAUAUCUCCCAAAAGUUGAUGAAACCAUAAAUAUAUCCGUCUAUAAUGUCAAACUUAAGACAAAUCAUGCACCGUUCUAAAGAACUAUUUACAUAAAUUACUCAAAAUGACCAUACUUCAACAGCUAUUACGAUUAAUAUAUUCAUGCGUAUAUUUUUAUACCUUUAACAUGAUUAUAAGACAGCAAUACUUCUAUAAUUACUGGAUAAUAACGUUAACUUACCGGGCAACUGCCCGAGAAUGUUAAUUCCCUUUUACUGUUGUUCUUUUCUUCGAUAUAAAUGUUUCUUUGACGAUAAAAUACUGAAUAAUAUCUUUUGAAAAUUGAAAUAGCUUUUAUAUUUGUUCAACUGCAUUUUGCAGCAUGGCGUGUUCAUGACGUCACAGGAAGUGAUCAUAACAGGAAGUUAACUAACAACAACUAUUAAGGUGUCUCUGAGUCUCUCUACAGUUUAUUCAACCUGGCCACACUCUCCCCUGCUAACAAGGUGUCGUCCUCGACCUAACUAUAUAACUGCAGAGAUCACGGAAAUGCCAGUUAUAAGCACACAUAUAACUAGGACAUAAACAUUAAAGUCUCGAUACGAUACCAUCAGUUGAUUGCAUGUUGGAUUUGAUUUGCUUUGAUGAGUGUUCUGUCUUUUCGCCGCUAUCCGUUUCGAUCUUCGGAGUGUUGUUGCUGGAUCAUUGUCUGGAGUUGCUUGAAUUUGUUCGCCUUUGGAAGUGGAUAUGUGAUGCUUUCUGGGUGACGAAGGGGUAUUAACGAGCAACAUAAACUCCGAUUCGGUGUCAGUUGAGGACGUAUCUUCAUGAAUGGCUCGGUUGGGAACGCAUUUAAUCGUCAUUGGUUGUAUCGGUUGAGGAGGGUCACUCUUCAUGGGGCAUGGUUGUAGUUCAACACGACUGACCUUCUUUGGGGCACCUCGACCACUAUAGGGUACGACAGUAUAUGGUCCACCGUCUUUGGUCGGUACUUCAGUCACGGUAAACAUGGUAGGUUCCCAUGCAUCUUGGAUCUUGUUUCGCCCCAAAACUCUUUUUCGUAGGUACACUAACUCCCCAACUUUGAUAUCUGACGCAUACACCUUUGAAUCGUUUCUUUGCUUUCUCUUCUCUGCUGACUCGCGUAUAUGCUCCCCUGCUUUUUCCCAAGCGUACCGUAGGCGGAUUUGAUGUUUAGUAAGCCACUCAUUCGCAGACUGUUUCUGAGGUUCAUCUUCUUCUUGUCCGAGGAGUAUGUCAACUGGUAACCUUGGUGAUCUCCCGAAAAGAAGAUGAUAUGGGCUGUAACCGGUUGUACCAUGCGGGGUACAGUUGUAGGCAUACAGUAACUCAGGAAGGUACUCGGUCCAUCGACGUUUCUUUUGAGGAGGCAAGCUCUUAAGCAAAUCAUGAAGUGUGCGGUUAAACCUUUCACAUUGUGCGUUGCCUUGUGGGUGGUAAGGUGUUGUGCGGCUCUUCUUUACACCAUAAAUUCGACACAGUUCCUGAAUGAUUGCACUCUCGAAAUUCCUGCCUUGGUCCGAAUGGAUCCGUUCAGGUGUGCCGUACUUUUGAAACCAUUCCUUGAUAGAUAGUUUAAUAAAACAUUUACAUUGCAGCCAAAGGCUGAAUUACGUAAAGUUUACAAAAUACGAAUUAUUAUUUAAUUACUAUUAUAAUUAUUAAGUUAAAAUUAUGCAAAUAUUUAAAAUUUUACUAGGAUGAUAAUAAAAAAGAUACCACUAACGUUAUGAAGACAUCUUCGAUGCCAUCGCAAAUAUAAAAGAGUUUUUAGUACGAUUAGUAUUAAAAUGAGGAAUGUCAAAUUGAUGACCAUUUCUGAGAUCGUGGUGCCAGUUAUGUUUCUGUGGGAGGAGGUCAUAAAGUUUGUGGUUUGAAUCCUUUGUAACAUUAUCAAACAAAUUACUGCAUAAGAAAUUAUGGUGUUCUUCUAUUGGUUUGAUGUUCAAAAUUUCUCCUGUUGCAGAGUAGUCCAUUCCUGGAUUUAUUGUUGAAAUAGCCCUUUUUUCCAGUCGAAUAAAUUCGUUCUUUAAGUAUUGUGGAAGGGAGUGAUAAAAAGCUGGUACUGCGUAAUCCAUGACAGAUCUAACGCAAGACGUAUAGAAUAACACAAGAUCUUUAACUGGUAACCUAGCUCUUUUUAAUUGAACCAGGUAAUAUAGUCUUUUACUGGCUUUUUUGACGACCUCUUUUAUAUGGGCAUGCCAAGUUAGAUUGUUACUUAUUGUUACUCCCAAUAAUUUAGCACUUUCGACUAUUUCGACUUCUUUACCAUUGAGUAUGACUUGAUCUAGAACAACUGGGUCCUUACUAAAAGAAAUUCUCAAUUCUUUACAUUUGUCUGGAUGUAGCUUUAAUCUAUUUUCUUCUGACCAUUGCUUAAUAUAAUCUGCUAUGUUUUGGGCUGUACUAACAUUGCCUUUGGGAAGAAUUUCCGAUGCUGUGGUAUCAUCCACGAACUUCCACAUGUAUGGGGAAUUAAUAUUCAGGUCUUGGAUCAUUAAAAUAAAUAACCAUGGACCUAGCUUUGUACCUUGCGGUACACCAGACGGAACAAGGCCCCACUCAGAAAAACAGCUAUCGGCCAAUUUUACUCUCUUCGUUCUAUGAGAAAGAAAAUCUAUUAUCCAGUUAAUUAUACUUCUAGGUAUGUUCAAAUUACCCAGUUUCUUUACAAGAAUUGUAUGGUCGAUAAAAUCGAAUGCCUUGCGAUAAUCAAACAAUAUUGUCCUUAUUGUUGCCCCAUUCCCGUCAGUGUUUAUAAACCAGUGAUGCAGCAUACUAAUUAACGCCAUAGUGGUUGACGAGUUUGGAAUCACUCCAUAUUGACUAGCAUCGAUUAUGUCUAGAAUUGCCGGUUUAACAUAAUCCUCAACAAUGAAUUCCUCUGCCACCUUAGAGAUGCAGGGGGUCAGGGAAAUAGGCCUGAGAUCUUUUUCCAAUAUAGUCACUGGUUUUUUUUUUGGUAACGGCGAAACAUUAGCUUUCGUCCAGAUGGUAGGCAGCUGCUGUUCGUAAUAGGAAGCAUUGAUAAUUUUCAUGACAGGAAGGGCCAAAAGAUAAGAAUAUUCUUUAAAAAUCCAGUUUGGUAGAUUGUCUGGUCCAGGCGCCUUGUGAGGAUUUAAUUUCUCUAGAACUUUUUGAACACGUUCUUCAGUAACUUCCAAAAAUUUUGGUGGGUCUUCUAACGGAAGAUGUUCGAGGGGUUCUGAUAUUCUGUAUUCGGCCAAGGGUGCAAGAAAGGCAGUAUUAAUGGUAUUAGCUUGUUCAUGUGGAGGGAGGUUCGUAAAUCCUUCGACAUUAAUUUGAUGGGAUAAAUUUGUGCCUGCCGACUUUAUUCCACUUAACCGCUUAACCUCAUCCCACCACUUCCUUGGGACUUCUCCUUUAAGUUGUUCAAUGUUGGAUUCGUAGUAUUUUGCCCUGCAGACUUUUCUUUCUCUGUUGACACAGUUUCGGUAAUAUUUAAAUUGGGGGGAAUGCACACCGUGCGCAUUGAAAGCUUUUUGCCUCUUAAAAAUUAGGGAUUUAAGCUUCUGGUUCAUCCAUGGAGAGUCAGCUGGGUGAAUACGAAUUUGUUUUUCUGGCAUUAUGGUGUCUAGUCCAGAAUGAACUACUUCUUGGAAGACUGUCCACAUAUUUUCGCAAGUAUCCAAAGGACUGAGCAUUAAGGUCCAAUCAAUUGAACUUAAGUAUCUUCCCAUUUCUAAUUUACGACUUUUCCGCUGGUCACGUAUUGUUAUCGAUUUUUUAGUAUUAUUCUUCUGCACUGCAAUUUUCCCUGUAGCUACUAUUGUAUUAUGAUCGGACAGCCCAAAACCUGGAUAACCUUGAGGUGGGUUAUAAAACUUGUGCAUAUUAGUUAAAAUGAGAUCUAGCGUAGCAUCGUUUCGAGUAGGUAUCUUUACAAUUUGCUUGAGACGAAAGUGAUUUAGCAACCGGGUAACGUUAAGACGAUUAAAAUCGCCAGUUAUACUGACCAGCACUUUGGCAACUGUGGAUGCUUUUUGAUCUUUCGUGGGUACUGCUAACGAAAACUUAGUGUCUAAUGUUAAAAAUGUGCUAAUGAAAAACGUCAGUCAUUACCAGUACAUUUUCUUUUCCAUCACUCGAACGUUCCAACAACGUAAAGUCAAUGGCAAGAACUGACAGGGGUUGUUCGGUAAUAAGGUGCCCCAUUGGUGUUCGAAUACGCGGUUGUGGCAUCUUGGACAAAACACAUCGUUCACAUGACUUGAUCCAUUUCUCGACAUCUGUGUACAUACCUGGCCAGUAGCAUCGAGAUCUAGCUAGAAGAAUAGUUCUCUCUAAGCCCUGAUGUCCCAUGUCGUUGUGAAGACUGCGAAUUAUUCUCUCCUUUAGAAUCUCAGGUAGCACCAACUGUUGUACCUCCUGCUGUUGUGGAUCAAUAAUCGUUCGGUACAAUACUCCGUCCUUCAGUUCUAACCGUUUCCAUUGCUGUAACAAGACACGGGUACCAAUAGUGAGAUCUUUCUUCUCCUUUGCAUCGGGUUUCCUGCCAACUGUCCAAAAUUUCAGGAAUGAGCUUAUCGUUGGAUCACUUUGUUGCAUCUGCAUUAACUCGGACUUGGAGUAACUUGGAAAUGACUUCGUUCCUGACUUAGGUACGUUAUGUUCUGUGUUGAUAGCGUUGUUUGCUAUAUACGUUUGUUGAGGACCUUCAAGGGUUAUGUUUGCACUUUUUUCCAAAGUGGCAGUAGCUAGGUGGGGUGGAAAGGCUGUUGUAUUGGAGGAAUGAGCCAAGGUAUUCGUUACUUCCACCACCGACGAAAGUUUGUCUGGGCAAUCAUGGUGAGGGAGGCGCGGCAAUGCGUCUGCAUUAGCAUUUGAUUUUCCCGAGCGAUAAACAAUGUCAAACUUGAAAGAUGCCAACUGCGAAGCCCAUCGUUGUUCUACUGCUCCAAGUUUUGCCGUUUGAAGAUAUUUCAGGGGAUUAUUGUCAGUAUAAACGGUGAAGUUGCUUCCUAACAGAUAACUGCGGAACUU